UUCACUAUCAAACCAUGGAUGGGAUGGGUGCAUCCGGAAACCAUGAUCUUAGAGGUCACAGCGUCAUUAAUGACUUUGAGUUACAAGAUUUCAUAGAUGAUGCAAACUUCGACCAGUUCAUCGAUCUUAUUCGUGGAGAAAAUGAAGAUCCAGCAGCUCAGUUUAAUCUUGACCUUACCAGCGGGUCAUUCUUUGAUAACCAACUUUGUCCAACCACUGAUACGGUCAGUUUUUUUGGUUUUGAUCAUAAUAUUACAAUCCUAUGCGAUCCACCUCCUUUUCUUAGUACAUUACCGAGUUUUGGUGGAGAAAUGAACGACAUUGGCGAAGAAGAUAAUGAUGGGGGGGAUUCGUGUGGGACAACGACAACAACAACAACAACAACCACCACAACCACAGCCACAACGACGAAGAAGCCAAAGGUUGAUCGGUCGAGAACCUUGGUUUCGGAAAGAAGGAGAAGGGGAAGGAUGAAGGAAAAACUCUAUGCAUUGCGUUCCUUGGUUCCUAACAUCACUAAGAUGGAUAAGGCGUCCAUUAUUGGAGAUGCUGUAUUGUAUGUGCAAGACCUGGAAAAGCAGGCUAAGAAGCUGAAAGCUGAGAUUUUGGGACUUGAAGCAUCCUUAGAAGGAUCAGAGGAAAAUCAAGGAUCAACCCAAAAUCCAACCAAGAAUAAAUUAGUUACAGACAAUUACCAUUUAAUUCCCAAGGGAGCCAUUCAGAUAGAUGUGUCUCAAGUAAAGGAGAAAGGCUUUCAUGUGAAAGUGGGAUGCAACAGAGGAGUAGGGGUGGCCACAGCACUUUACAAGGCUAUAGAAUCCCUUACAAGCUUCACUGUUCAGAGUUCAAACUUGAACAUGGUUAAUUCCAAGAUAUUCGAAAUAACACUCGCUUUGAACGUAAAAGAGUGCGAGCACGAGAUCAUGAACUUACCAAAUUUGAAACUUUGGGUGACUGGAGCUUUUCUGAACCAGGGUUUUGAAUUAGCUACAGGCUUUUGAUGCCAUUCAUGCAUAGAGCUGCUUCCAUAGAACUAUUGUAACAGCUAAUUAAAAAUCCUAGAUGUCCAAGAGCAAUGAAAUCAAAAGUACAUGCACGCAUGCAAUAAACCAAAUAUGCUUGUAGCGUUGUAAACUUUUUUUUUUUUUGGUGGACGAAUUGUAUCGUCGCACUUAAUUUCCACUUUUCCACUAUAAUAUUAGACUCCCGCGGAUAGUAAUAUUGAUUAUAC
Rosa chinensis is the source of this 1231-nucleotide messenger RNA. Its product is annotated as transcription factor FER-LIKE IRON DEFICIENCY-INDUCED TRANSCRIPTION FACTOR. Gene Ontology annotation, molecular function: DNA-binding transcription factor activity; protein dimerization activity; sequence-specific DNA binding. The record is from RefSeq and is a predicted model, not a curated record. The transcript has 4 exons. Gene Ontology annotation, biological process: regulation of DNA-templated transcription. NCBI's taxonomy places the organism in Eukaryota, Viridiplantae, Streptophyta, Magnoliopsida, Rosales, Rosaceae. Gene Ontology annotation, cellular component: nucleus. Bases 15 to 1001 code for a protein of 328 amino acids.